GCUGAAGGAAAAUUCAGUUAGAAAGUUACGUGAAAAGUCGCCACAUCGGCAAGCAUUAAGUACGCGUUGCGCGCAUUUACUGCAAAAAAUAUCCUGUGCGCUGUGGAAGCAAUCAAAAAAAAAUUGCAGUGUGAAAAGCUAAAUUUUGCAAAAUCUUAACACACCGUGUGCAUAGUAAAACGGACGGAAAAUGAAAAGUUGAAAACAUAUAAAGGCGAAAGUCGAAAGAGUCUACCUUGAAAAUUCUAAAGCACAUCCUUAAGUGAGUGAUAAAAGUGUACGAGUAUGCAUAUAUGUACGACAAGAAAAUUACACAUAUACACCUAAACGUAUGUAUGUACAUGCACAUGCACGCAAACAACGCAACAACGAGCACGCACAUAUCGCUGUGUAUACUUUGAAAUAGCAAACAAAAAACUACUUCUUAUUGCUUUGUAGGGUAGCGGUGGACCAGGGCGACAUUCUGAAACAGCUGUGAGACCGUUUGGAGCAGCAAACAAUAUCAAUAACAAAUAAAUAAUAUGUAUGUAAUAUAAUUGAAAAAUAUGUUUAUACCUACCGCUCAGCACUAGCAAACCGAAAACCUAAAGUCCACAAAUGUUAAGAAAAUAGUCAUGAAUAUGUGUGGCAUGCCAGACUCAAGGUGUAUUUAUGCUCAAAGAGCAGCAAUAACUGAGCCGACACAAGCACACAUGGAAAUGAAAAGCAUUCUGUAAAUGUCGUUGACGAGACGAGGCGGCGGUUGAGAAGUGCCUUCCAAAGCGGUUCGACAACGAGCUAAAGAACCACACGCUCAGCGAAUAACAGACAAAAAAUGCGUCGCCCGAAAUUUUCGUUAAAGAAAUAUUUUUAUUUCACACUCUUUUGCGCGCUACUACUGAUAUUCGGAUUCAAUUUGCGUGAACAUGAAAUUUGGAAAUCGAAAAGCGCAGCACCACAAGCACAAGCGCGUUCACCAGACGAACAAGCAGCGCAACCUUAUACGCACAUCGCCAUCACUGUGGCGUCGGACGAUGAGGCAGCGGCGCUGAGGGCACACGUCGACGACUCGGGCGAAGCGCCUGUGCUUAGCACCAACAACGCGCCACCUAUAGACGCUGUAAAUAAUGAAUUGAGCGAACAACAGCAGCAGCAGCACUUGCAUCCAGGACAGGUGCCGUUGGAGAACACCGCUGCACGUCCUUGGUUCUUCCGGCAAGGUGAAUACUAUCCGAAGCCAGCGCACGCCGCGCCUACGCGUACAGGGCAGGGUAAACGUGGCAGUUAUGGCGGUGGUGGAGGUGGCGGCGCAGGCGGUAGUUUGGUGCGUGGCAAGAAGCAUGAUCCACGCGGUGCUGGACUUUUCCCCUAUCAAAACCCGCACAGUGAUCGCAUUGUCAAUCAGUUGAUGUAUAUGCCGCCGAACUAUGAGAAGGUGCGCGCCAGCGGACGACUGAAAAUCAUACUGCUCUACAAUGGACUCGGUCCAUGGAAUGUAAAGCAAGGUCGUGAUGUCUUCCUACGCUCGAAGUGUCCUGUGGAUACCUGUGAACUGACAUCGAAUCGUGGUCUCGCCGACAAAGCCGAUAUGAUACUCUAUAAGGAUCAUUUCAUACCGACUGGCCUGGGGCGACCAGCGAAUCCACAGCAGGUUAGCAUGUUGUAUUAUCUGGAAUGUCCAUAUCAUACGCAAAAUGUCAAAGUACCAGACGCCAUUAAUUGGACGGCCACCUACAGGCGUGACAGCGACAUUGUGGCGCCUUAUGAGAAAUGGGUCUACUAUGACUCGAAAAUCAACCAAGUGGAGCAGGACCACAAUUAUGCCAUGAAUAAAACGAAAAAAGUCGCUUGGUUCGUGUCGAAUUGUGGUGCACGCAAUGGACGCUUGCAAUUCGCGCAUGAAUUGCAGAAAUAUAUAGAUGUUGACAUCUACGGCGUUUGCGGCAACUACAAAUGUUCGCGCAACACCGCCGACAAAUGCUUCGAGCUACUCGAUCACGAAUACAAAUUUUACCUCGCCUUCGAGAAUUCCAAUUGCAAAGACUACAUCACCGAAAAGUUCUUCGUCAACGCACUGCAACGCAAUAUUUUACCAAUUGUAAUGGGUGCACGUCCGGAGGAUUAUGAGGUGAGCUCACCACAUCGUUCCUACAUCCAUGUCGAUGAAUUCGCCUCGCCCAAAGAAUUAGCCGAAUACUUGCACAUACUCGAUAAGGACGACGAACUAUACAAUUCGUAUUUCAAAUGGAAGGGCACCGGUGAGUUUAUCAACACGUACUAUUGGUGUCGCGUUUGUGCCGCACUGCAUGACGAGGAGUCAUUACGUAAGCCGCGCUGGUACACGGACGUAAAUGAUUGGUGGCGCGGCGCCGGCGUCUGCACCAACGGUUCGUGGCGUAAUUUUAAGGCGCGCAAGGAUGUCAUACGCGACGAUUAGUGGCGACUGCCGUUGGGUUAUUGGCUGGCGAUUGCAAGCAUUGUUAUUGAAUAUGUUAAGUAAUAGUUUAAGCCAUCUUUAUAACAAUACAAUACAAAAACACAAACAACAACAAAAAACAAAGUA
This is a messenger RNA of Bactrocera tryoni, 2542 nucleotides long. RefSeq names its product glycoprotein 3-alpha-L-fucosyltransferase A (gene FucTA). The transcript has 7 exons. Gene Ontology annotation, molecular function: alpha-(1->3)-fucosyltransferase activity. Bases 815 to 2416 code for a protein of 533 amino acids. Gene Ontology annotation, cellular component: membrane. The record is from RefSeq and is a predicted model, not a curated record. NCBI's taxonomy places the organism in Eukaryota, Metazoa, Arthropoda, Insecta, Diptera, Tephritidae.